CAACUUCAACCAUGACACACUCAGCACUGAAUCAGGUGCUUUCCCUCCCAGAGCUCCUGGUGCAAAUCCUCGAGCACCUGGACAUCCGUAACCUCCUCCUGGCGCAACGAGUCUGUCGAAAAUGGGCCAACCAAAUCCAACACUCUCCUUCCCUGCAGAAAGCCCUCUUCCUGGCCCCAUCGAGACCAACCGGCGAGAGUCCCAUAUAUAAUUCUGUCCUCCGCGAGGAAUUUCUUUCCUUCUUCCCCGACAACAACGACCCCCCAUCCUAUCUCCGAGUCCCAGGGGACUGCUAUCCACCACUUGACAUGCCAGUCGGCCGAUCCUUCCCACCAGACUCUUCAGCACCCCAAGCCCCAUCCCGCCAUCCGGUCGUAGACGACGCCUCCAGAGCAGGGUCUUCUACGCACCUCUAGGUCCCAUGCGGAAUUCCCUCCGAUGAGACAUCUGGCUACGUCCCGAGGCCAGCUGGCGCCGAAUGCUCACUCAGCAACCCCCCCCCCCCCCCCCCCC
Messenger RNA from Aspergillus sclerotioniger CBS 115572, 513 nucleotides. Its product is annotated as F-box protein. The transcript has a single exon. The record is from RefSeq and is a predicted model, not a curated record. Lineage: Eukaryota; Fungi; Ascomycota; Eurotiomycetes; Eurotiales; Aspergillaceae. Gene Ontology annotation, molecular function: protein binding. The coding region runs from base 12 to 416 and encodes 134 amino acids.